Molecule: messenger RNA, 1662 nt
Organism: Aspergillus puulaauensis
Lineage: Eukaryota; Fungi; Ascomycota; Eurotiomycetes; Eurotiales; Aspergillaceae
Gene: erg4
Product: c-24(28) sterol reductase
Exons: 5
Coding region: 1-1662 (553 amino acids)
Biological process (GO): ergosterol biosynthetic process
Cellular component (GO): endoplasmic reticulum membrane
Molecular function (GO): Delta24(24-1) sterol reductase activity
Source: RefSeq, a predicted model, not a curated record
AUGAGAGUCACUCGCUCGCAGACGGGGAUAACCCCCAAGAAAGUUGACCGUCCCGGUUACGUCGAGACGCCUGGUGGCCGUCGAGUCGCCCGCAGCAGCGUUGCGCCGUCCGAGGAGCCAUCCGAUUCAGCGACCGAGUCCAGGGGCCGGACGAGAUCGACUACUCGACGACGUUCUACACGCGUGAAAAGCGAAGACCUCUCUGAGGAUGAGGACAAGGCUGCGUCGAGCAAUGGUCACGCCAAUGGACAUGCCAAUGGACACUCCAAUGGACACUCCAAGGUCAAGAAGGAGCGCAUCAUUGAUGGCUGGGUGGAAGGCAAGGACCCCAAGGUCGACUACAGCGGACAUUAUGAAUUCGGUGGUUCCGCUGGUGUCCUCUCGAUGAUGAUCGGAUUCCCGCUCCUGAUGUACUACAUGUGGAUUGGUGCGACCUACUACGAUGGCAAGUUCCCUCGUCCUUCAGAGGGCCAGAGCAUGUCGGAAUUUUUCGCGCACCUCGGCCAUCUGGCGUACGAAGGUGCAUUCCCGUCUGUCAAGGCGUGGACUAUUUACUGGGUUUUUUUCAUCUUCGAAGGUGCUUGCUAUCUGCUUAUCCCUGGGAUCACUGUCAUGGGUCGUCCACUGCCUCACCUUGGAGGCAAGCAGCUUCCGUACUACUGCUCCGCACUUUGGUCGUUCUGGACUACGAUCGCGAUCGCUUGCACGCUCCACUUCACCGGAAUUUUCAAGUUGUACACCAUCAUCGACGAGUUCGGCCCUCUCAUGAGCGUGGCUAUCCUAUCUGGAUUCAUCGUCGCCUUUAUCGCCUACUUUUCGGCAUUGGCUCGUGGAGCGGAGCACCGCAUGACCGGAUAUCCUAUCUAUGACUUCUUCAUGGGAGCAGAGCUCAACCCUCGCAUGUUCGGUAUCUUGGACUUCAAGAUGUUCUUCGAAGUCCGCCUGCCUUGGUACAUUCUUCUGCUUGUCACCAUGGGUACUGCCGCCAGACAGUACGAAGUCUAUGGAUACGUUUCUGGAGAAGUUGGAUUUUUGUUAAUGGCACACUUCCUCUAUGCAAACGCCUGCUCCAAGGGUGAAGAAUGCAUUGUGUCCACAUGGGAUAUGUACUAUGAAAAAUGGGGUUUUAUGCUGAUCUUCUGGAACCUCGCUGGUGUGCCCUUGAGUUACUGCCACUGCACGAUCUACCUUGCCAACCACGACCCCGCUACUUACCACUGGAACCGCUAUUUCCUGGCCUUCCUCUAUUUGGCCUACCUGUUUGUUUACUGGGUCUGGGACACCACGAACAGCCAGAAGAACCGAUACCGCCAGCAGGAGCGCGGCACCACUGUGUUCCGCAAGGCCUUCCCUCAACUGCCUUGGCAAACAAUCAAGGACCCCAAGACUAUCACUGCCGCGGACGGCUCCAUGAUCUUGAUUGACGGCUGGUACGGCAAGGCUCGCAAGAUCCACUACACUUGCGACCUCUACUUUGCUCUUAACUGGGGUCUUAUCACCGGGUUCAAUAGUCCAUUCCCUUGGUUCUAUCCCGUCUUCUUUGCGUGCAUGAUCUCGCAUCGUGCUCUCCGGGACAUUCAGCGCUGCCGCAACAAGUACGGCGAGGCUUGGGCUGAGUAUGAGAGACGGGUCCCAUACCUCUUCAUCCCUUACGUAUUCUAA